This is a messenger RNA of Populus euphratica (Euphrates poplar), 1051 nucleotides long. RefSeq names its product thioredoxin H-type. Bases 296 to 715 code for a protein of 139 amino acids. The transcript is spliced from 5 exons. The record is from RefSeq and is a predicted model, not a curated record. Lineage: Eukaryota; Viridiplantae; Streptophyta; Magnoliopsida; Malpighiales; Salicaceae.
UAGAAACAGAGCAAAAUAUUAAGACAGUAAACCAAAGCAGCAACUCCAAUUACCCAACAACCAAAGAAUGUCUCACCUUUGUUUGUUAUUUCUUUCUCCUUUUCAUUAGUUUAAUCAGAAAAAAGCACAAACCUUUGUCUACCUGUGGACAGCAAAACAUUCUUCUUCUCUCUCUCCCCUUCAUUACUCAGCAAAUCAAGACUAGGGUUCAUAAUCUCCUUGUUUUAAUCUUAAAGAAGAAGGGUAAUUGGGACAUUACAUCAAUCUGCUUGGGUUUAAAGUCUGGAAAUCAGAUAUGGGACUUUGCUUGGCUAAGCGCAACCAUGAUGCGGAUGAUGAUGAGCCGCAUAUCGAGCUCACUGGUGGUAAUGUGCACCUCAUUACCACAAAAGAGGGAUGGGAUCAGAAGCUGUCAGAAGCAAGCAGGGAUGGCAAAAUUGUGCUCGCAAAUUUCAGUGCAAGAUGGUGUGGUCCUUGUAAACAGAUUGCACCAUACUACAUUGAGCUAUCGGAAAACUACCCUUCUCUAAUGUUCUUGUUGAUUGAUGUUGAUGAACUAUCUGACUUCAGUGCUUCAUGGGAGAUCAAAGCUACUCCUACUUUCUUCUUCCUUCGAGAUGGGCAGCAGCUGGACAAGCUUGUGGGAGCCAACAAGCCAGAGUUACAGAAGAAGAUAACUGCUAUUUUAGACUCAUUGCCCCCUAGUGCCAAAUGAUUGCUUUGAUGGUUCCUGGUGUCUGAGAUUGAACAUUAUCCUGUCGAUGUUUUUGAGUAUUGAAGCCCUUCAAUUGUGUGGUUCUGCCUGUGCAUUUUGUUCUGUCAUGUAGAUAUGACCAAUUUGAUGCAAGCAUUUUGUUGUUGAUAUUUCGGCAGGAUGAGAAAUUCCACAAAUGAAUACUGUUAGAGUUUGAUGUUUUCAGCUUUGGUUUUUUGUUUUUUGUUUUAGAAGGCCUUGUUGGGGGAAUAAGGCUGUGAAACAUUUUGGAAGAUCUCUGUGUAUUAUUGUUUUUAAUUAAUAAAAGUUACCUUGCGUGAAUAGCAAUUUGAGGUA